AUAGUGGAGCACCGAAAAUAUUUUCGAUGGAAGUUCUGCUUCCAUUGCAGCACAGCACGCAUCUUGUUCCCAAACCCUCGUGCCUUGUCUGCGAACCAACGCAACCCAUUGAGCUCGCAGAAACCUGGCCUCCAUCAAUUCGAUAUGUACGUGGUAACUCCACCUCAGCGAUCGGAUCCGGGUUCAGGAUCCGGUGAUUUGCGGGUUUACCAAGCGUGGAAGUGUAGCAAUAAAUUUUUUCUUCAGGGCAGGUUCAUAUUUGGUCCAGGUAAGAUCGUUGGCCCUGAUGGUUUUUCUUAUCAUUGCUCCUGUUGCUGUUUUCUGUGUCCUUGUUGCCAGAAAACUGUUCGAUGAUUUUUCUGAUCACUUGGGGAUAACCAUAAUGGCCGUUGCUGUUGUAUUCACAAUUUAUGAAACGGGUUUCCGAUAGGAAUGCGUGUUCUUCUUGUUGAUAACGACCGAGAAAGCAUUUUCAGUUUAGAGACUAUGCUCCGAAGUUGUCAAUACCAUGUAACCACGGCUACAGAUGCAACGACAGUACUGAAGAUGUUGAGAGAAAACAAGUUUGACCUUGUAAUCAGUGAACUUCACAUGCCUGAAAUUGAUGGACUUAAGCUGCUUAAGCUCAUGCAAGCUUGGAUGGACAUACCUGUUAUAUUGUUUUCCAAUGGUCAUGACAGCAAGUUGGCGAUGGAAGCAGUUGCUCUGGGAGCAUCUGAUUAUUUGGAGAAACCAAUUAGAAUUAAAGAGCUCAAGAAUAUAUGGCAGCAUGUAGUGAAAAAAAAGAUUAAUUCUAAGAAGCAGGAAGAAAAGAUUAAUUCUAAGAAGCAGGCAGAAAAUGAGGAUGACGACUAUAAAGAGCCUGGUCAUAACAAGGAGCACCAAGCAAUCCAAAGGAAGCAUCGGGUUAUUUGGACGGAGGAGCUGCACCAGAGUUUUUUGGCCGCUGUUAAUCAGUUAGGAGGUGUUGACAAGGCUGUACCUAAACAAGUUCUUCAAGUGAUGAACGUUGAGGAGCUUACUAGGGACCAUGUGGCCAGCCAUCUUCAGAAGUAUAGAAAAAGUCUGAACAAAAUCAGCUCUAAGCCAACUCAACAAGUUAAUAACGUCAGUGCUUUUAGAUCGUCUUCACCUGGUGGGAUGAUUAGAAGAUUGGACACUCCUGCUGUUGUGCCAGAGUUGCCUUCUUCUGCAACUCUUCAAUUGGAUCAUGCACAGAACUUAAACAACUCAACCAAUGAUCAACGUAAUUUCCAAUCAGCCUUAGUUUAUGAUAAUCAAAAUAGUUUACUGGGAUUGCCAAUGUUUGGGGAGCUUGACCAACUGCUUUGGAAUGACAUGAGUUUUGCACCCUUGCAAGGAGGGAAUCUGAGUAGGAAUGAGGGUGUUGAACCUUUUAGGCAGGCUAUAAGGCCUCCUAAUAUAUAUGACAUGAGUUUUGCACCCUUGCAAGGAGGGAAUCUGAGUAGGAAUGAGGGUGUUGAACCUUUUAGGCAGGCUAUAAGGCCUCCUAAUAUAUAUGACAUGAGUUUUGCACCCUUGCAAGGAGGGAAUCUGAGUAGGAAUGAGGGUGUUGAACCUUUUAGGCAGGCUAUAAGGCCUCCUAAUAUAUAUGACAUGAGUUUUGCUCCCUUGCAAGGAGGGAAUCUGAGUAGGAAUGAGGGUGUUGAACCUUUUAGGCAGGCUAUAAGGCCUCCUAAUAUAUAUGACAUGAGUUUUGCACCCUUGCAAGGAAGGAAUCUGAGUAGUGUUACAAAUGCUCCUGGGCAAACGAGUAAUAAUGUGCCUUUUCAGAGGUUGGAUGACCAAAGACAGGAUGGCAGUCAUCCUUAACGUCAUAUUGGUAGCUAAUAGACUCACUGGUUCCGUUGAAUGGUGCUGUUUAAUUCAAAAGUUCGUAGUCCAAUGAACUCAAUCUUUUUACUGAAACUUGAACUUCGAUUCUGACUUGGAUUCUUUUGUUUUUUAAGUAGUUGA
Messenger RNA from Gastrolobium bilobum, 1977 nucleotides. RefSeq names its product two-component response regulator ARR12-like. Bases 433 to 1833 code for a protein of 466 amino acids. Gene Ontology annotation, molecular function: DNA binding. The record is from RefSeq and is a predicted model, not a curated record. Gene Ontology annotation, biological process: cytokinin-activated signaling pathway; phosphorelay signal transduction system. Lineage: Eukaryota; Viridiplantae; Streptophyta; Magnoliopsida; Fabales; Fabaceae. The transcript has 8 exons.